CGCCCGCCCCCGGCCGCGCCACCGCCCCUUCCUGUCAUGGCCGCUGCCGGGCUGGGGGAGAGCGGUGCGGCGAGGCGGGUCGGCGCCCCCAGCAGCUGAGGGGCCCCGGGCGGCGCGGGGCGGACGGGACGGGACGGGACGGGACGGCCCCAGCCCGGAGCCGGCGGCAGGAGCGUGCCGUAAUCUCCCCCUGCUCACGGAUCCCGAGGAUGCCCCUUCCUAGAAGGCGUGGAUACUGCUGAAAUACCUACCUUCCCCCACUUUCCUCAUUUAACUUCCCGUUGGGGUCAGCUCAUCAUCAGCAUGCCUUCUACCAAGAACACCUCAAAACUUUUCCUGGUCCUCGUUUCAUUGCUGCUGGUGCUCCCAGUAGUUGAAGCCCUGGACGCAGGAGAUGCCAUCGCCUUCCUACUGGGCCUCGCUGUCAGUGUCGUCGGAUUCUGUGCCUGCCUUGGCUUGUACGCAAGGAAAAGGAAUGGGCAGCAAUGAUUUCAAGAAGAUGCUCAGUUGAAGUGAAUUUCCAAACACAGCCUGGGGUUGAGGUCUGGGGUGUAAGACUGAGCUUUGGUUCUGGAUCUCUUUCAAAACCCAUGUAGUAGGUAUUUCUACAAACCCCUCUUACUGUGCAAUACAGCAGAAUCAAGACUGUACCCAGUAAAAGGGAUUUGUAGGAUUUGUCCUGAUGACAGUAAGAUGGUUUUGUAUUGCUUGUGAUUAAAUAUUGCCUUAGAGAAGGGUAAGAACUUUUUGAAUAGGGAAGGAAAACCAUAAAGCAGUUCACAGUAAAUGGUUUAUAAGUGGAACUUACGAGGGAGAUAAUCAACAAUUUCCACAAUUUUGAUUUCAAGGGUUAUUCAGGAGGAAGAAGCAAUAUUCCAGUCAGGAUGUUAGAGCUCUGGAAGUACUCCUAACUAGAUAGCUAGUGAGCAGACUGCUUUGACUUGUGCGCACGUGCUCACAUUCUCAUGGCAAUUAACAACUAACAGCUCACUUCUGUCACAGGGAUGAGACUUCAGGGAACUAAGAAAAUAUGGGUAACUUUUUUUUUCUCAUGUAUUUUUAUUUUAGAGUGUGCCUCUUCUGUAACCUCUGUUCUUGUUACCAAGUAAAUACACUUAAGAAUGGGACCACUAUUUAAUGGGUAUUUCACAGAAAAGUACAUGUAAGCCUAUGUAAAUCAGAUCAGGGUUUUUUUUUUUCCUUGUUUAUUUUUCAUACUCAGCUUUCCUUCAGGCACACCAGGUUUAAGGCUUAUUUCAUUUGGUGUUUGUAUUUUUUUUUUCCCCAAAAUGGAAUACUUUACCUAUUUUAAUGAGGAAUUACGUGUAGUAUUUCUACAUUACGGGGUGGUCAGAAUUAUAGCAAGACAGUUGUGCAUGUUUCUUUUGCAAUAUGGAAAAAAAGUGUUUUGUUAAAAUCCUGGUUUUAGUCAACAGGUCUGUGGUUCUCAAGUGUCUUCCUCAUGACAAACUUCUGCUGUUAGCUAAACAUUUAGGCUUCUUACCUAAAAUGCAUAUGAGUUCCACAGAAGAUUAGGACCAAAACCAAAGUAAAAUAUCCCAAUGCAAAAUGGGAGAUGUAAAUAGUGUUAAUUCUGUUCAUGCUCAGAUUGUGUGGUAUAUGGUUGAAGACUCUACUCAGUAGCAUAUCCAGGACCUGUUUCUUUAAGUACCAAAGGUGAAAUGGCACAGCUAAGAAUUGCCUGCCAGAAGUCUCUCUGGCUUGUUAGGGUGUUCCAACUGUUUUGCUUGAGACAGGAGCGCAGUGUGUAACAGCAGCAGAAUAAGGAGGAUAGGAAGGUGAGCUCUCCACAGUUCACAGACUUUCCUUCUGAUCUUGUGCUGUGGACACUGCCACUCUUGCUAGGAAUCUUGGCUUUUAUCUUUCAGAGCUGGGGAAGAAGGUUAAAUGUGACGCAGAGCUAUUUAUUUUGAUACUGUUCCUCCCCUUCCUCUGUAACUGUCUCUGUUCAGUAGAGCACAAAGCAAUGGCUAGAAGGGUUGUCAGGCAAGCCUUAUAUAAGUAAUUGGGUGGGCAGAUCAUGUUCUCCAAAUUCUAAGAUUUCUGUAUGCCAUUUGUGGCUAGUUUGACUUCUCUUUCCAACCUCUGAGAAGACAGAAGCUCUGGUUAUUUCAGUCUUUCAUUUUAUGUCCCGCUGUCAUGGUUGAUAGAGGGAGGAAAGUAAAACAGCUUCCAAAAUUUCAUGGGGGUUGAAACUGUAGGACUCAACCCAGCACGCCACAAGAAUGUAGGUUUCUGCUCUCAAGUUACAGGAAUAAUAAUGGUCACAAAGUUACUCUGAUGAUACAGAAGUCUUGCCAGGUAGCUGUUGUUGAACCCUUUUUGUGGUUUCCAAAAGUCAGAAAGAGACAUGGUGCACAAUUACUAUGUACAAAUGAAAUGUACAGCCUUAAGAGCUUCACACAGUAGUGUCACCUUUGAAAGCUGCUUAGCAGCAGUAGAUGAUCCUGUGAUUAUUCAACUGAGUGGAUGCAAGCACACAUCAGGUGUGAUCUUCCAUUUUAAGGCUUAGCUAAACUACUACCCUUCAAAAAAAAAACAACCAAACAAAAAAAAAACCAAAACAAAACACCACAAAACCUGUUUAUAUUUCUCACUAUAUAUAAAAAAACCCACUCAAUUCACUUCAUAUUUCCCCAAAUUAGAGAAUUAUGCCAUUUUUUUUCAGUAGAAUAUUAAAUAUUGCUCUUUCAAUAGAAUACAUUUUAUCACAAGCAGCUUUUCAGACUCCUUUAUCUUUACUUUGGAAAAGAUCCCUGGCAAGUUUCACUACAGGAGAACAAAAUUUUAGCAGAGUAAUUAGCGUAAGGCAACAGGAAGCUGUAUGUACUUCAUUGAAAGGUGUUUGCACAGCCUAAUGGCGUUGUUUCCUGGGUUCUGACAGAAGCUUUACUGUUGAAGACUUGCAUUUGUUGAUGACUUGAGUGUAAAAUUGGAUACGCCUGUUCUUCUUCUGUCUUAAUAAACUUUCAUGUAUGAUUUGUCA
Tyto alba (common barn owl) is the source of this 3007-nucleotide messenger RNA. RefSeq names its product small integral membrane protein 30 (gene SMIM30). NCBI's taxonomy places the organism in Eukaryota, Metazoa, Chordata, Aves, Strigiformes, Tytonidae. The transcript has 3 exons. The record is from RefSeq and is a predicted model, not a curated record. Bases 304 to 489 code for a protein of 61 amino acids.